AUGACUGCAUUUGCAUAUUCUGCAUGGGGGAAAAAUGACAAUCCAUCGCCUGAAGAGGAAAAGCGGCAGAAUGGAGAGCGAGAUCUAUCAGAAGGCGGUCUUGGCAGCGGAGCGCCAUCUUUAUACUUGCCUCAAACAACUUCACUUCUGACCGUUAUCACCAAAACAUAUCGAGAUUUGCGAUGCCGGAACCUGUUGAAGGUAAAUACAGGAUACUGUGAAGCCUGUCAAACUUUUUAUCACAGCAAAAAAUCGGACAACAUGGCAUCACCCUCACAGCAAGCUGUCGUCAGGCGACAGGCUGACAUCGACAUGGCCUUGAUGCCUCCCCCGCCGCCAGCGAAGAAGAUCAAACGACCCUCCACAGUUCUAGAUGAAGAUACUUACACGGACGCAUUAUCGCAUAUUAUCGCGCGCGAUUUCUUCCCAGGGUUGCUAGAGAUGCAAACGAAGCAAGACUUUCUCGACGCUUUGGAUUCAAAGGAUAAAGCAUGGAUCGCGCGAGCGGGCAAGAGACUUUCGGAAGUGAUGACGCCCGGUGGUAGUUCAAUCAGAAGAGGAUCUAGCACACCUUAUCGAAACGUGGCGGAUACACCGAUGACAGAAACAAGAUGGGGAAAUGAGACACCGGCCUCUGUCGCAUCGACAACUGCGACACCGCAGUCGUCUGUAAUGGGCGCUUCUUCGAAGGAUCUUGUCGAUGUGUCGAAUCUCAGUUUGAAUUCGUUCCAGGCUAAAUAUACCAGCGAAGAUAACGAAUCGUUCAACAGGUUACUGGACCGACAGAAUGCGAAACGAAGGGAAAAAUUCGCAUGGAAAUGGAGCGGGAACAAGAUCUUGUCUGCACGACAGAUUGCGCAUCGCCAAAGAGAACAGAAACGCAUCGCGAAUCAGGGCAGUGUUGCCGAGACGAGUAAGGAACUGGUCUUGUCGACGGAUUUGGAUGCUCGACCUGCGGUGCCGGAUACCUGGAAAUCUGGGGUGGAGAAUUCCUUGAUGUUUACACCUGGCUUUGUGGAAGAGCAGCAUGAGACUCAUCAGCAGAAAGCGGAGGCCGCUUCAAGAGCUGGGCCUAAGCAAAUUGUUUAUGGGAAUACGAGACUCGACAACACGAAUAAUAGUACGGCGGCAGCGGGACAUGAUGGUCCGUCGGUACUGUCAUCCCCUUCACUGUCAGCUAUCAAAGAUGCAAUCGCUGGGAGAGUACGGCACACGGAUGAAUCAUCUGUAGGAGGAGAAUACACUGGCAGCGAAACGCCACGAGUGAAUGGAUACUCAUUUGUCGAUGAGGACGAACCGGAAUACGACGACGAAUCCGUCUACGAGCGUCUCAGAAUUCUAGCUAGCAAGGGCUCGACCGGCGGCGACACAACACCAAAUCCAUUCGAUAUCAAAGAAAACCGCAAACGUGAAGACCUACAUCAUCGAAUGGUUGAUCGCGUGGCGCAGAAAAAGAGAGCCGAAAAAGCAGGCAUCAGCAGCAGCAAUGUGCCACGGUUUGCCAGUAGUCCUAACCCGAUGUUCUCGUCGUUGUCAUCUUCGUCGCGCCUACGUACUCCUAUUGGGAGUAAGACUCCUCGGGGGAAACCAUUGACACCGGCGGCACAGAAGCUUUUGGCGAAAGUGGGUAGUACGCCGAGACAGUCUUCGUCUUCGUCUGGUUUGAAGAAUAUGUGGACUCCGACACCUAAGAGGAAGUAGAAGUAGAUUUUAUAUGAUUAAUGACUGAGGUUUAGAAUUUAUGACCAUAUGAUACCCC
This is a messenger RNA of Talaromyces stipitatus ATCC 10500, 1759 nucleotides long. RefSeq lists its product as uncharacterized. Lineage: Eukaryota; Fungi; Ascomycota; Eurotiomycetes; Eurotiales; Trichocomaceae. The transcript is spliced from 2 exons. Gene Ontology annotation, cellular component: catalytic step 2 spliceosome. The coding region runs from base 1 to 1701 and encodes 566 amino acids. The record is from RefSeq and is a predicted model, not a curated record.